GUUUGAAAAUCUCGACAUUCAACGCGCAGAUUUUGUAGUGUACGGAAGGAUUGAAAGUGCGGCCGCUCGAAACAAUUUAUUUACCGUUACAAGUGCACUUGUGCAUAUAGGCUAGAAAAAAAACCGAAAAAAAUCAAACAAAUGGGUUUAACGUAUAAAGCAUUGAAAUACAGAGAUAUCAAAACGAAUGUGACCAAUGCGAAGGCGGGUGGCUUGCCUGUCGAUGCCAAAGCCGUAGAGACAAUAGCACAACAAGAAGCAGCUACUUUGUCCAUAGAAGCGAGCACAGCGCAAGUGAAUGCAACAACAACAACAUUGCCGGAAAAUCAACAACAAUUCACUGCUGAUCACAUAAUGAAAUUGUGCUUAUUUUUGGCCGAAAAGUCCAGGGCUAAGCAACUCCAACAGAGCCAACAAAUGAACGCCCGCCGAUUUUAUGAAAACUUCCUGCAAGAAGCAGCGGUGGAUGCCGAGGAAGAGCAAAUGCUUUGCGACAAUGAUGCCGAUAAUUUACACAACCAUUUAGAGAAUUUUGAAAACAAAUUAAAAUCGUCAAAAACCAAAUUACACAUAUCCACCGCCCACCAAACGAGUCCACGUACCAUAAGGCGAAGCAAAAUAAAAACGACGGAAAAACACAUUAAACACUCUGUGUUAACGGAUAAAUUUUCGACCUCCAGUAGUACAAAUUUUCUCAACUAUAGCCAACUACCUGAUGUCUGCGAAAAAACACAUGAAAGCACACAAAACUUGCACCAGCAACAACAAUACCAUCAACACCAACAGGAUAAACGUGAUAUUCUAUUAAAAAUACGACAGCAAAUUUUUGAACGUAAGCGUUUGCGACAAGUGCUGAGUGGUGGUCAGCGACAGAAUGCACAAUAUCCGCUCGCAACACAGCAGCAUCAUCAGCACCAACAACAACAACAGCUUGAAAACGGCUACAACGACGCACAGCUGCAAGAGCAAGUGGAGCUUCAACGAUUAGCGGAUGUUUGGCGUCCUUGGUGAGACACAUUCGUGUGUGUGUGUGUGUCAACAGUAUUUUUCGUUUCGUUAAAAUAGAGUUUUGCAUUUCGAAACAGACGGUAACUGCUUUAAUAGGAAAUAUAAGUAUGAAAGUGGGGUUAGGGCAGGAGAUCUUAUCCAAAGACUAAAUAUACGGUACAUAUGUAGGUAUACUACAUAUGCUUAUUUUAUACGCUUAGGUUUAAGUUUAUACUAAAAAUUCAGCUUUAAGUGUGUGUUAACUAACUGCUUCCAAUAUUAUGUAUUACAAAUGUAUAUUGAUUAUGAUAUUAUCAAUGUUUAUUGAAUAAAAUACCAAAGACUUUACUUAUACAACAAA
This is a messenger RNA of Bactrocera neohumeralis, 1348 nucleotides long. RefSeq names its product myb-like protein Q. The record is from RefSeq and is a predicted model, not a curated record. Lineage: Eukaryota; Metazoa; Arthropoda; Insecta; Diptera; Tephritidae. The transcript is spliced from 2 exons. Bases 142 to 1011 code for a protein of 289 amino acids.